Messenger RNA from Pseudophryne corroboree (corroboree frog), 7149 nucleotides. Its product is annotated as mitogen-activated protein kinase kinase kinase 3-like. Gene Ontology annotation, biological process: protein phosphorylation. The record is from RefSeq and is a predicted model, not a curated record. NCBI's taxonomy places the organism in Eukaryota, Metazoa, Chordata, Amphibia, Anura, Myobatrachidae. Gene Ontology annotation, molecular function: ATP binding; protein kinase activity; protein binding. Bases 279 to 2225 code for a protein of 648 amino acids. The transcript has 17 exons.
ACAUCACACUGCUUGUUGCAGCCUCCCAGCUGGAUGAUCCGUGUCUGCGGCUGCUGCUGCUGCUGCUGCUGGAGCUCCCUGUCCCUUCUCCUGUUGGUGGAAAGUAAAUCUGGGUGUCUUGCUGCGUGCACGGUGCUAUACCCUCUUUUCCGGCUGGGUGAUCUCCUGGGAUCUUGGAGUUUGCAGGAUCUCUGUGGAUUAUACCGUUUACCUCUCCUACCACAAAUCCAGACCUGAGAAUGGAGUGUCAGCGGCCGGGACACCGUUGAUCUGUAUGCAUGAUCACCCCACUGGGUGCCGGAUUAUUGGGGGGCAUCACUCCAAGCAAGCAACAAGUGAGAGUUGAGGGUGAGCUAUCAAACAGAUAUCCUCGGGAAUGCAGACUUGAGAUCUUAAACAUGGAUGAAGAGGAAGCCCUCAAUCUGAUCAUGAAGGACCUAGCUGCGCUGGGGAGGUGCGGAGGAUUACUGGACAGUAAUCGCAACAAAAAUAACAAGCAGCAGGACGCCAGGAUCAAGUUUGAAUACAAUGGAGAGAAAAGGAUUAUUGAGUUCAGGAGGCCAGUAAAACUCAAGGAUGUGCUGCAGAAAGUUACAGAUGUCUUUGGGCAAACAAUGGACUUGUACUAUGCAAACAAUGAGCUCCUUAUCCCCCUCAAGUCCCAGAAUGACUUGGACAAAGCCUUAGAAAACAUGGACAUGUGCUCUCACAAGAACUUGAAGAUAAUAGCGAAAGUGCCAAGUAAAAACAUAUACCUCCAGCCAAUUGGGACAAGGCAACACCAUGAGAUGAGGAUAUCAAAAUCCAUGGGAGACAUAUUGGGCUCUUUGUAUAAAGAUUCUGGAAAGAGCAGGAAGUGUUCCACAGGAUCUCUCCACACUGGACGCAGCUCUCCCCCUCCAGGCAGUGUCCCUGACGAACAGCAGCAAAUUGCCCGCCAGAAAUCUAUUACCAGCAUCAACAGUGAGGGGGAAUUCAUUCCUGAGGUGCUGGACUCUUUUAUUAGUCCGAGUGGUUCCCUGUCUAGUAGCUGCCAGUCCCUAGAUCAGUCUUUGGACAGCCCAGCGUUUUCUACGCCAGUUCCAAGAAGAAACGGUCUGCUCAAAGACAGCUUUGAUUAUUUAGCUUUUGAAAUUCCUAUGUACGAGAGGUUUGGUAAAGGAGGAACGUUUCCCAGACAAUAUCACCUUUCCCACAGCCGGAAGGAGUAUACUGACGGUCGACAGACGUUUCCAAGAAGUUACGUUCCUCCUGAAAAUCUGUUCCAGCUUGGUCCCAGCAGCAGAACAAGAAGCGUUAAUGGGGACAGCACAAUGCAAUUUGAGGAGUACAGAAAGACGAGGUGGACCAGCUCAGAGCAGAGCUUCCAGUUCUUACACUCGUCACAGACUGACCCCUGCACUACAUCCCCACAGGCUCCAGAGAACUGGAGGCUGGGUAAGCUGCUUGGAAGGGGAGCGUUUGGGGAAGUCUACCUUUGUUAUGAUGUGGACACUGGUAGAGAACUCGCAGUAAAGCAGGUGCCAUUUGACCCAGACAGUCAAGAAACGAGCAAGGAGGUGAAUGCUUUAGAAUGUGAGAUCCAGCUGCUGAAGAUUCAUAGACAUGACAGAAUAGUUCAAUAUUAUGGCUGCUUACGGGACCCCACCGAGAGGAAACUCUCCAUCUUUGUGGAAUACAUGCCAGGGGGUUCAAUAAAGGACCAGCUGAAAUCGUAUGGGGCACUUACAGAGAAUGUUACCAGGCGGUACACAAGACAGAUCCUUCAAGGGGUGUCCUACUUACAUAGCAAUAUGAUUGUACACAGAGACAUUAAAGGUGCCAACAUUCUGAGAGACUCAGCUGGGAAUGUAAAACUUGGUGAUUUUGGGGCCAGCAAACGAAUCCAAACCAUCUGUAUGUCUGGGACCGGAAUUAAAUCUGUGACAGGGACCCCAUACUGGAUGAGUCCAGAGGUGAUCAGCGGAGAAGGAUACGGAAGAAAAGCGGAUGUGUGGAGUGUGGCAUGCACCGUCGUGGAAAUGCUCACAGAGAAACCACCGUGGUCGGAGUUUGAAGCCAUGGCUGCCAUUUUCAAAAUUGCUACUCAGCCAACCAAGCCCCGGCUCCCGGAUAACGUUUCCGACUCCUGUAGAGACUUCAUGAAACAAAUAUUUGUGGAAGAGAAAAGGAGGCCUACGGCUGAGGAACUUUUAAGGCAUCCUUUUGUUAGUCAUAGUAUUUAAUUAUUUUCUGUCGCUGUAAAAAUGUAAACCAAAUGAAGGAUUAUAAACUGCACAAAGAGGAGCCCUCAGAUACAUUUGUCUUCCUACUGCUCGCAGCCCUCCAGGGGCCACAGAGAUCAUACUGGGAAAACAUCCUGUGGGACCAGCCUGGGGUUUGGUGGACACUACUGGAAGAGAAUGUAUUGCAUUAUCCACGUUCUGUAACAAUAAAUAAGAGGUCUGUUAUAUAUAUAUUCCAGCACAGGAGGAAGGUCAAGGGUCACCAGACAGAUAGCUUUAACUCCCCAACUAUGUGCUUUGAAUUUACUGUGCCUCUUAUUCCCAUUAAAACCAUAUUGGUGUAUUUAAAACAGUGAUGAGCAACAGCUGUGUGCAAAAGGCUUCUGAUGGGAAGCACACUUAGGCUUGGAGAAAGGUGCAUUACAAGUGCCGCUGUUACCUCUUAUGACAUCUGAGAAUCAGUGGAAGAUGAUCACACAGUGCCUCAUUGCCAUUGAUUCAUUUUUAUUGUUAUAUGAAUGUUUAGCUUUGUGCAUUGUAACGGCUUCGCUUUGCUAAUGAGCUUGUCAGUUAAGGAAGUGCCUCAAUCGGUGCCCUGAGAUUGGUGCAGCUGUUUUAAUUAGUGGCAUCAAUGUAGGCAGACAUGCCGCAUUAUAGAUUUUCAUACCGCCAGUGGCGGCUCCUACAUUUAGAUUUGAGCAUGGGGUUCUUAAUGAUGAUGUCACUCAGACUGAUGUCGGAUCUCAUCCGCCGCCAGCAUGGACUGUCUCUUUCACUACCGAGUAGCGAUUAUCGGGACCAGGCCUCACUGGGAGUGGCAUACGGUGGAGGAUUUUACCGGGGGGCUGCAGCCACAAGAUAAAAUCUGCCACUACAUAUCACUGUACCUCUAGGCUUCUCCCUCCCUUGGGAAUUACACAGAGUCCAAUUGCUGACUAACGUUUAAAUGUGUUUGUUAUGUUAGACUGACAUGCAGGAUGUCGAAAGUGACCAAGUCAACAUUCAUCAUGUCUACACGGAUGACAUGUCUACUUGAUAGAAUGUACACCUAACGUCUCUGGGGGCCCAGUGGUCACUAACUUGGUUCCAAUGGCUCCAGCUCGGCUUCUAGGUCCCAGCAGUCAAGUGACAAUCACUUCUAUCUCCUAACCCAAACCUUCAGCAUUCUGAGCAUGUCAACAUGUUGAACCAUGUCAACAUUCUAGUGUCAACAUUAUGAAUGUUGACAUGGUAAAUGUCGACAGUGUGGAUCCCGUUUAAAUGGUGUGCCUUAACCUGCUCUAUCUUUGACUCUUAAUUAGACUUGGUGCCAAAGUACUUUAGUACGUCCAUGCUAUAUUCCAAACUGUCUGUGUCUGAAGAGCAGCCAUUUUCUUGUAGCACACAUCUGCCUUAGUCUUCCCAGUAAUUCUUCAACGGUUGGAAAGUGUUUUGAUAUCCUCCCGAGUUCCACCCGGCCUCAGGAAUAUUCCUAGACUCUUCAGGGAGAUCACCACUAUUUCAUGGAGUCUCCCUGACAUUCAGGGAGAGUCAGCAAGUUUGACUUGUAUAAAGAUGCUAUGCAUAUAUCACUGUAGCAUAUUUUGUUGUGUUUCAGAGCUAUAUGAGGUAAAAUCUCUCUCCCCCAGCUCCCCCAAAGAAAAAGAAAAUUCCCAUAACCGUAUACUGAGCAUUGACCUUGGUUCAUACCAUGUAAGAUUGAUAUUUUGUCUAGUAAGCGCUUUUCAUCUAAUUACUAUUCUAUUUUUUCUCUGUAUUGGCACCAGCACCUUUACACUUCAACAAUGAGUGGAAUAAUGUAACCGAGAAGACCAAUAUGUUUUUUAACCCUGUUUUUCUUACAGACAUGUGAUGCAACAUAUAUUUUUUAAAGAACGAUAAAACAAAAUUUAGCAGUAGAGAAUAGCACUGGACUUAAAUUGGUAAAUCAAUAUAUAUUUUUACAUGAUAGAUGAAAUAUAUAUUUGUAUUUAUGACGCACCGUAUAAACCUUUGUGUGCAACAUAAUGCUGAAUGAGCUGAUUUCUGCAAUGUCCAUUUCCAUCAGUCAUGUUAUUGUUGUCUUUAAUAAACCAGAGUGACCAAAAUCAGGUAAUGAUAAAGAUCUCUUCACAGGACAUGUAACUUCAGAAUGUGAAACAUUGCUCGCCAUUAUAUGAUGAUGUACUACAGUGCCUUGGAACUAAGAAAUGCUUAUCAGCAGCAACUAGGUGGUUACCAAAAAGAUUUGUAAUAGUUUAAAUGGUCUAUACCAGGCAUGUCCAAACUGAGGCCCUCCAGCUGUUGUGAAACUACAUAUCCCAGCAUGCCCUGACACAGUUUUAAUGUCAGAGAAUGCUAAAGCUGUGUCAGGGUAUGCUGGGAUGUGUAGUUUCUCAACAGCUGGAGGGCCGCAGUUUGGACAUGCCUGGUCUAUACAAACGGAUCAUUUCUAUUUCAUCAUCUUUAAUUGUAAACCUAGAAAACACGUUGACUUUCCUGUAUCAGUCAGGGAAUCCGUUUAUAUUACAAUUUAUUUGUACUGUACAAUACAGAAUAGAGGCUUGUUUAAUCACAAAGUGAAAAUUUUGUGAGAUACUGUAGGCCCAAAUUAUCUAUGGAUUUCACAAAGGGGGUGUUUCUAUGUUAGGGGUAAAGCACAAAAAACAAGUAAGUGAGCAUCUGAACAAACCAUGUUUUUAUGCAAGAGGGGAGCAAAUACAUUUAUUUAGUUUUGCAUGCAGGGUAAAUACGGGCUGCUUUUGCGUGUAGCCCAAUGUUGAACUACUUUAUUUGAAUAGGAAUAAUUUACAUUUUAUUUUGGACACGUAUCCUCAAGGUUUGAUUUUGGACACACCCCCUCAAAUCUAAAUCUCUCUGCACAUUGUAAGUCUCCCCAACACCAGCAGUGCAACAUGGCUUGUCCCUGGUGCAAAGUUGCUUGCUUUUUUUGUUUUGCGUCCAACUCUGAGCCCCAGAAUAUCUGCAGUUGGGUCAGAGCUGGAUUAAAGAUGGUGUCACAAGGAAUCCUAUCACUGCCGUGGUGAUAAGUUGAUGUGGAUGGGGAACACUCCUCUCCUGUCACAUGACAGCAAUGAGGCUUGGAAGACACCGCCUACAAUAUUAUCUGCGCUAAAUAAUCGUUGUAAUGAAUAUUGUGCCUUUCUAGCUGGUAAUAUAAGCACACUGUCACAACUUGAGCAGAUUUCUGUGCUUACUGCAAUGUUUUGGAGCAUUUUAAUGUUCCUUUUAUCAAAAUCACCAAACUAUAAAGGCCUUCUGUGUAUGGACCUGACUCGCUUUGUUUACUUGAAAGUAAAUAAAAAAUAAAUAAAUUACCCAACAUUGGAUAAGGACGGGCUCACUCAAAUUGGUGAGUCUCCACGACAUUCUGGGACAGUAGACAAGUAUGCUUUAAGUAACAUUUGUAAUAAAGCUCAAAUUUGCUCAAAGAAAAGCAUCUGUGAUUUAUUAUCGUGGCCCUAAUAUUACCUUAUAGAGUGGCUUUUGUGAAUCUCAGAAGCAGUUUUCUGUCUUUUUGAAAUAUGUCUGUGUGGUAUGGGCAGUCGGCAGUGAUAUUACCAUGUGCAAUGAUGGUGGUAAGAAAAUACAACUCAUGAAGUUAGUGCAGGUAUUCAUGAAUUCAUUGGAACAUGACUGAAUCUUCUCUCUGUGAUAUCACCAAGCUAUCUGGUUGUGUCAUCUAGUCGCUGAAUCACUGCACAGAACAACUGCAGAGAAGGUUACACAAAAUGGAGAUAGAAGAGGCGAGGAUAAAACCGUACUGUCACAGGACAACCAUACUAGGCAAUAUUACUCCAUGCACUGUUGUAUCUUCUAAACGAGCGCUAUUUGGUACUCUGUUUUAUUGGAAAAAAAUAUGUAUGUUUGUACCUCAUAUAGCCUUUAAUAUUUCCAAACAAGUGAAUUCAACUUUAUAUUUUAGAUGUUCUAUUGAAAUAGGAUUUAUAGUGGGAUCAAUGAACUCAUGAGUGAGAGCCCUAUCACAUGUGCAUAAACUUGUAUAUAUUUAAAGAUGUGCACUGUAAGCAAUACACAUUAGCUAGAAUGGCUAGGCAAUCCCUUGCUAUAGCCAAAGCACACAUGACAAUGCAAUGUAAGAUGCGGGUGUCUGACCUCUCAUCCUUAUAAAUGUAGGAUGCUGGCACUUGCUACGAUGGAUUAUACUGUGCAUGUCACUAUACAUAUGAGCAAUAGGCCUUUCACGUGUUCAUCCUGCAUACUUAGCACACCGGAAGUCUGGCGAAGUAAGGCUGAUAGUAGCAAGCCUCUGUAAAUAAAGAAAAAAAAAACUUGAAUGUAUACAUUACAUGACCAAUGAUAUAACUUGCAUUUAACUUAUAUGUUUGAUGAUAGCUGAGAGCAAUACCAUAUUUGUGAUAAUCCGUUUCUGACAUCUUGAACAUUACUGUGGUCAGGAGUUAUAAAGGGAGAAUAUGAACAAAAAAAUAAGUUAAAUUUCAUUAUAUUUAGCUACUGUGCAAUGUCUCCUGUCGCCACUGUUUUCACACCUAGAAUUAUAAUGAUCUAAUAAAUCAACAGAAAAUAUUACUAUGGGACAGGGAGGCUGGAUCGUAUUUGGAUGCAUUAAUAAAUGCCAUCUUAGCGGUAGCUUUUAGUAAAGGUAACCAUUUAUAUUAGCGCUGUACAAGUAUGUACACGAACAGGCUGCUUAUGCUGGUUUAAGCCAAAUACUUAAAAAAAUAAAAUAAAAUGAACAGUCAAUAGAGCAUUUCAUUUAUUGGGGAACUGUAGCAGGCAAGCAAUUGUGGCUAUAGUAAUUUCUUGUUUAUGUUGUAAAUCCAGAUGUGAGAUCACAAUUUAGAAUUUUUAAAUGUCAAUUAUUGUUUAUGUAUUUUUUAUCCUUUAUCAUUUUGAUUAUUUUUUAAAUAAAAAUGUAUACAUGUAAGAAACCUUUGAAAAA